AUGGCAAACCCAUCUGAAAAACCUUCUUCACCACCCAAAGAAUUAUCACCUACACCUUCAACCACACCUUCAAACACACCUAUAUCUAAGAAAGGAAGGUCCAAUAUGAUUGCUCGUAAGACAACCGAUGGCAGUGAACAAAUCAAGAAAAUAAAUGAGAAAUUGAAAGCAAGCCAAGCAGAAGAACCCCAAAAAUCAGAAGAAUCUUUUAAGUCUACAACUGAGGAGGAAGAAAUUGUUUCAUCUGAAAUAGAACAAGUAAUAUCUGGCUUCGGUGCUUCACCACGAGAGCUACCUCCAGUACCGCCUGGAAACCAGCCAGCUCGAGUUCGAGCUCAAGGAGCAGGUCCGGAAGACAGACAUGUAUAG
Nicotiana tabacum (common tobacco) is the source of this 369-nucleotide messenger RNA. The record is from RefSeq and is a predicted model, not a curated record. Lineage: Eukaryota; Viridiplantae; Streptophyta; Magnoliopsida; Solanales; Solanaceae.